This is a messenger RNA of Oncorhynchus mykiss (rainbow trout), 3663 nucleotides long. The record is from RefSeq and is a predicted model, not a curated record. Lineage: Eukaryota; Metazoa; Chordata; Actinopteri; Salmoniformes; Salmonidae.
CUCAUCCAACAUAAAUUUGCCACAGAAACCGGUUUGUCAGUCUCCUCGGGGGAAGCGAGCGAGGUGCAUGUAUGACACUGCCAGAGAGACAGUGGAGACGGGGGAGACAAAAGUAGAGAGAGAGAAACGAGCGAGCGUGUGACACGUUGGCUUUAAGUGUGAGGGACAGUACAGAUAGCGGUGAUUAUUUUCAGGUAUACCUGAAGAUACAUGUACCCGACUAUAAAACUAAGACACCCAGUUUGCAUUCCUCUUUGGGUUGGCAGAACACAGUGUGGGGAGGAAACACCAUCUAAUGAUCAAAGAGUAUCAUGAUGAGUGAAGGUUCUCUGUCUGAUUCAUUCCAGGAGCACGGCUAAGCGCCACACCAAGACCACCACCACAGCCUACCCCUUCCAGAGGCCAUGGAGGAAGCCAAGGUCACAGAAGUUCCCCACCUGGAGCGGAGGGUCAGGAAGCGGAAAGAGCACAUGGCCCUCCUGAAGACCAAGCUGAGCCGUAGCCUGUCCUGCUCCAUGCCCAGGGUCAAGACAACCCUGACUGGAUUAUUCCCUGUGGUGCUCUGGCUGCCCAAGUACAAGCUGAAAGAGUAUAUCUGGGGUGAUCUAAUGUCGGGCCUCGUUAUAGGCAUCAUCCUGGUCCCUCAGGCCAUCGCCUACUGUCUGCUGGCCGGAGUAGACCCCAUCUAUGGCCUCUACACUUCCUUCUUCGCCAACAUCAUCUACUUCUUCAUGGGGACCUCCAGGCACGUGUCUGUGGGCAUAUUCAGCCUGAUGAGCCUUAUGGUGGGCCAAGUGGUGGACAGAGAGGUGUAUAUGGCAGGGUUCGAUUUGGAUGACACCAAAGCAGAUGGAAUCUUGAAUGUGACAGUUGACUCAGACAGCUCAGCCGUCAACCUGACCAUGGGGGCCUUCGGCAUGGAAUGUGGGAAAGAAUGUUAUGCCAUCAGUAUCGCAGCAGCCAUGACAUUUUUGGUUGGGAUUUACCAGGUAUUGAUGGCUGUGUUCAGACUGGGCUUUGUCUCCGUCUAUCUCUCUGCCCCCAUGCUGGACGGCUUCGCCACUGGCGCCUCGUUCACCAUCCUCACCGUCCAAGCCAAGUACCUCCUGGGGCUCAAGAUCCCUCGCCACCAGGGCUAUGGAACAGUGGUGGUCACCUGGAUCAACAUCUUAAGCAACAUCCAGAAUACCAACUACUGUGACCUGAUCACCAGUGCCAUCUGCAUCUCCGUCCUGGUGGCGGGGAAGGAGCUCCAAGAGCGCGUCAAGGACCGUCUUAAGAUCCCCCUGCCCACAGAGCUGGUGGUGGUGGCGAUCGCUACACUGGCGUCCCACUUUGGAGACUUUCAUAGACGGUACGACUCCAAUGUCUCUGGGGCUAUCCCCACAGGCUUCAUCCCCCCUAAGGUGCCCAGUUUUGGGUUGAUGCCCAGGGUGGCCUUCGACGCCAUCCCACUGGCUGUGAUCAGCUUUGCCUUCACGGUUUCCCUCUCUGAGAUGUUUGCCAAGAAGAACGGCUACACCGUUCGCCCCAACCAGGAGAUGAUGGCCAUUGCUUUCUGUAACAUCAUCCCUUCUUUCUUCCACUGUUUUACCACCAGCGCUGCCCUGGCUAAGACUAUGGUGAAAGACUCCACGGGCUGCCAGACUCAGGUCUCCAGCAUUGUGAGUGCCUUCGUCGUUCUCCUGGUCCUACUCUUCUUUGCCCCUCUCUUUUACUCCCUCCAGAAGUGCGUCCUGGCCUGUAUCAUCAUCGUCAGCCUGAGGGGUGCGCUCCGUAAAUUCAGAGACGUGCCCAGCAAGUGGCGCAUCAGUAAGAUGGACGCUGUUGUCUGGAUGGUGACGAUGAGUGCCUCAGCUCUGAUCAGUGUGGAGAUGGGGCUGGUGGUUGGGGUAGUUUUCUCUAUGCUCUGUAUCAUCGUCCAGACCCAGAAGCCCAAGGUUUCUCUGCUGGGACAGAUCCAUGACACUGCCCACUACGAGGAUAUGGAGGAGUAUGAAAACCUCAUGUCUCUCCCUAAAGUAAAGAUCUUCCGUUUCCAGGCCCCGCUGUAUUAUGCAAACAAUGACUUCUUCCUGAAGUCCCUGUACAAAGCCGUGGGCUUGGCACCUUUCCUGGAGAUGACCAGGAGGAGGAAAGCAGAGAAAAAAGGGGAAACACUGGCAGCGAAGGAGGCUGGGAGAGCCGACAAGACUAAUGGAGAGGUAAAGGUAGGGCUGGGUUCCAGAGAACUUGACUUACAUACGAUCAUCCUAGACUGCUCUGCCAUGCCCUUCAUAGACUCAACAGGGAUGCAAACCUUCAAAGGGAUCCUUAAAGACUAUAAGGAGGUGGGUGUCACGGUGCUGCUAGCGAGCUGCAACACCACGGUCAUAGAUUCUCUCAGUCAAGGCUCUUUCUUUGGGAAGGCUGACAAAGACAUGGAAAACUUGUCAUUUUACACUGUACAUGCUGCAGUUCGAUUUGCCAAUGACAGGGCAGCUUCUACAUCAGAGCUCUCCUACCCAGUUCCUCGAGAGCUACCGUCCUGUAGGUUUUCGAUCCAACCCUAAUCUAGCACAGUUGUUAGUUGAUAAACUGAAUCAAGUUAGUUAAAACUGGGGUUGGAGUAAAAACCUACAGGAGGCCAGCUCUCUAGGAACAGAGUUGGAGAACCCCGAUCUACAUCCAUUGGUGACGCACAGAAAGGUUGGUGGCACUUUCAUUGGGGAGGACAGGCUCGUGGUAAUGUCUGGAGCGGAAUCAGUGGAAUGCGACCAAAUACAUCAAACACAUGGUUUCCAUGUAUUUGAUGCCAUUCCAUUUGUUGCGUUCCGGGCAUUAUUAUGAGCCGUCUUCCCCUCCGCAACCUCCACUAGACUAGAGCCAUAUAUAUUCAAAUACAUGGAAAUGGAAAUAAAUGGCUCUGGUGUAGACUGAGACAGAAGAACAAGGUUUUUUUAAUGUGAGGGAGAAUGAGUAGUUGAAGAGUUAAAUAGUGUAUGUAUGCAAGAUUAUGAAAGAUAAAGUGAGCAAACAGCAUCACUGGUAAUUUUGCUCCUCACUUAGAGGCAUGAAUACAUAAUGUUUUACAUUUUAAUAAAUGAAUAUGCUGAUUAAGAAUCCUCAAAUGGAAUAAUACCAAAAGGGAAGUGUUUGGAGGGAAAUUUUACUUGACUCCUCAAUCAAUACAUAACAUACAGCUACAGUUAACAGUAUUGAACUUUUCAACAACAAAAUAUUCCCUUAAUGUUAUACUUGAAUUAUAAGACAAGCAAGCUUUUGUACAGUGAUGACCAUGUGUCAGUGAUACUGUUAAUGCGCUGGAUGUUUUAUCAGGGAUUUAUGAUUGACCAUCCAAUUAAUAAUCAAGGGAGUAUCAAUAUAUUUUAUGUUACAUUUUGAGUUUGGCCAGGACAGAUUCAACGUAACAUAGUCCAUUUCGACUUCACAAUUUAUUUUCUAAAACACAACCUAUGGUUACUAAUCCAAUAUGUUACCUCAAGAUGUACAAUAUUAGUUGACUUUUCAGAUUAAUUUUUGAAGUUUGGAAUCUCAUCAAAUAAUUAAAUUCCCAUUUAAUAUUUCUUAAAAUCUGUACAUUUGAGUUACCAAAAGAAACAAUAAUUUUGUAUAUUUAUACAGUAUCUGGAAAUCCAUGGUUUAAUAAACUAUUACAAUACA